AUGUCAGGACGUAUCGAUACACACAUCCACGCCCUUCCCCCGGCGUACCUUGCAGCUGUGAAUGCCGCAGGAGGCGACCCUUCCGGGUUUCCAUCGCCUGAGUGGUCCCUAGAUGCCACCGUGAAGCUAAUGGAUAACAUCAGCACAUCUAUAGGCAUAUUGUCAGUCUCCGCUCCCGGUGCAUCAAUCGCGGGAAGUGGUGAAGACGGGCGAAAGCUUGCACGUACCUUAAAUAGCGAUCUCGCAGACCAGAUCAACAAGUCAUCGACAGAGAAACGUCUGGGGUUCUUUGGAGUCUUACCGGACUGGCAAGACGUCGACGGCACAGUAUCAGAAAUCGAGUUUCUUUACCAGCAGCAAAGACUCUGCCAUGGUGUAACCGUCUUUACCUCCUAUGGGGGCAAGCUCCUCGGUGACCCAGCCUUCAAGCCCAUCUGGGAGAAGCUUCAAGCUCACAAGGUUCUCAUCUUCCUCCACCCGACGGGCCUCGACGUGACGCCGAAGCUCAUAGCUUCAACUCUCCCGCAGCCGAUCGUCGACUACCCACUCGCAACUACCCGAGCUGCGGUGGACCUCGUCCUGACCGGGACCCUCCACGCCUGUCCUGAUGUCGACGUGAUUCUCUCGCACGCCGGAGGAACUCUCCCAUUCCUAGCCACCCGUGUCCUGGGAACACUCAACAUCCCAGCUCUCGCAGAUGUCGUCGCUGUGGAUUACGAGACUGCUCAAGCGGACUUUGCUCGGUUUUACUACGACACAGCAUUGAGCUCCAGCCCGACACAGCUAGGUGGCUUACUCGACUUUGCCGAUCCGUCUCACAUUCUAUUCGGAUCGGACUUCCCAUACUGCCCUGACCCGCUGAUUGAGCUCCAGGUUCUCUCAUACGAAGGGUUUGUUGCAUCUCAUCCGAGGGGGUCGGUUCUUGCGCCUGAGGUUCUGCGAGGCAACUCGAUGGCCUUGUUGAAGAAGCACAGUCAGGGGAGCGAUCCAAAUUGGGACUAUGAGGUGAAGAGGGUGAUGCAUGAAUCGAAGAUGUGA
Molecule: messenger RNA, 1038 nt
Organism: Colletotrichum abscissum
Lineage: Eukaryota; Fungi; Ascomycota; Sordariomycetes; Glomerellales; Glomerellaceae
Exons: 2
Coding region: 1-1038 (345 amino acids)
Biological process (GO): secondary metabolic process
Cellular component (GO): cytoplasm; cytosol
Molecular function (GO): carboxy-lyase activity; hydrolase activity
Source: RefSeq, a predicted model, not a curated record